This is a messenger RNA of Aegilops tauschii subsp. strangulata, 1569 nucleotides long. RefSeq lists its product as uncharacterized. The record is from RefSeq and is a predicted model, not a curated record. Gene Ontology annotation, molecular function: protein dimerization activity. NCBI's taxonomy places the organism in Eukaryota, Viridiplantae, Streptophyta, Magnoliopsida, Poales, Poaceae.
AUGACUGAUGCAUGGGCAGAUAAGAAGGGCAGGGGAGUUAUGAAUUUAGUUGUGCACAGUGCUCAUGGUGUUUGCUUCAGUGAUUCGGUGGACUGCUCCGGUGACAGAAAAGAUGGCAAAUACAUAUUUGACUUGGUGGACAAAUGCAUAGAAGAAAUAGGUGAAGAAAAUGUUGUGCAAGUGGUGACUGAUAAUGCUAGUGUGAAUGUAUCAGCAGCUAGUAUGCUAACAGCAAAGAGAUCAUCCAUAUUUUGGAAUGGAUGUGCUGCUCACUGCCUAGAUCUCAUGCUGGAGGAUCUUGGGAAGCUUGGACCAGUUGCAAAAAAUAUUUCAAGUGCAAGAGAAGUGACUAGCUUCUUGUAUGCUCAUACAAGGGUAUUGGAUUUGAUACGGAAAUUUCUUGGGAAGGACUUGGUUCGCUCUGGUGUUACUUGGUUUGCCACUGCUUACUUAAAUCUGAAAAGUUUGCUAGACAACAAGAAGGAGUUGACAAGGCUCUUCAAAUCAGAUGAGAUGAAUGAACUAGGUUCAUACUUGACAAAGGCAAAGGGGAAAAAAGCACUCAAAGUGGUGCGAUCUGAAGUUUUUUGGAAACAUGUUGACAUGGCUGUUAAUUUCUUCGAGCCAAUGGCUAAUGUGCUUCGCAGAAUGGACAGUGAUGUUCCUGCAAUGGGAUUCUUCCAUGGAUUAAUACUUGAUGCAAAGAAACAUAUUGCUGUGAGGUUUGAUAAUGAUGAGAGCAAGUACAAAGUUGCUUGGGACAUCAUUGAUAAAAGGUGGGACAGCAAGCUCAAGACUCCUCUCCACUUGGCUGGCUACUAUUUGAAUCCUCACUAUUAUUACCCAAACAAGUCAGAGAUUGAGCAUGAUGGAUCAUUUAGAGCUGCUGUUAUUACAUGCAUUUGCAAGAUGAUUGAGGACGAAGAAACCCAAGACACUGUAAUUGAAGAACUCAACAUGUAUCAAGAUCAGCAAGGAUCUUUCGGCCAUGAGAUUGAUAUAAGGCAAAGGAGAAACAAGAAUUUUAAUCCAGCAAAAUGGUGGCUGAACCAUGGCACCAGCACACCAAAGUUGAGAACUUUGGCAUCUAGGAUUCUUAAUUUGACAUGUAGCUCAUCAGCUUGUGAGAGGAACUGGUCAGCUUUCGAAGAGGUUCAUACAAAGAAGUGCAAUAGGCUGCUGCAUGACAGGAUGAGGGAUCUUGUGUUUGUGAAAUUCAACUCUAAACUAAGGAACAAGAGAGAGAACAAAAACAGAGAUCCCAUAGAGAAAGAAGUAGAUGAUGUUCUUGCUAAUUAUGAAAAUGAGUUCAUCACUGGGAAAGAACCAACUGCAGAAGCUGAUGAAGAACAAGAGAAAGCUCAUGAAGAUGCAUCGGAAGAGGCACCAAACAGGGCAUCAUCAUCACAGGGAAAAGCCAAAAGGAAGAGGAGUUGUCGGCCUAGGAAGAAAAUCAAGACCGUGAGCCUGCAGUCCUUGAUGGCUAUGCGUGUUGAAACAAUGCCGCAAGUUGCUUCUUCUUCUGAAUCGGAGUCUGAUAAGUCUCCUUCAGAUUCUGGAGAAGAAUAG